CUCUCAAACUUGGAUUCAUUUUCUUCUUUCUUUUCUUCAAUGGCACUGAACGAAAAAUCCAAAACCAAUUCGGAAACCCUAAUUCCAUCUUCAACCAACACAAUCACCAGAGCAAGACCUUCAGCCACCGACGAAUUCGGCCGAUCAACUGCAAAAAUCGCGGUGGCGCAGCUAUGUGAAGCCACCGGUUUCCACGCCGUCAAAGAUUCAGCUCUCGAAUCCUUCUCCGAUAUCGUAAUCCGUUACUUAAUCGAUUUCAGCAAAACUGCGAAAUUCUACUCCAACCUCGCCGGAAGAUCACAAUGCACCGUAUUCGAUUUGUUACGAGCUUGGGAAGAUUUACAAGCGCCUCUAGGGUUUUCGAACGGUAUGAAGGAAAUUAUGAAUUACGCUGAAUCUAUGCCUGAAACUCCGUUUGCUCAACCCAUUCCUAAUUUUCCGGUGAUUCGUGAACGGAAAAUUAUUCCGAGUUUCAUACAAAUGGGUGAAACUCCACCGGGGAAGCAUAUUCCGGCGUGGUUGCCGGCUUUACCUGAUCCUCAUACUUACAUUCAUACGCCGGUUUGGGAUGAAAGAGUUUCUGAUCCGCGUGAGGAUAAGGUUGAACAAGCUAGACAGCGUAGAAAGGCUGAGAGAUCGUUGUUGAAUUUGCAGAAGCGCUUGUUGCUUUGUAAUGGUAACCGGAAUCGAAACGAAUCCACUGAAACAACAACUACAGGAAGUGAUCCUGAUGAAGAUGUUGCUCCAGCUGUUUUGCCGGUGAAGCUACCGAUUGUUGAUGGAGACCGAGUUUCGGUGUUGGAGGCAUUCGCACCUGCAAUUGAGAAGCUAGGGGGUGGUGGUGUUUUAUGUGAUGAUGAUGAUGAGAUUGACGGAGAAAAGACUGUUAUUCCCGCUGCUACUGCAAGACCUACUGUGCAUUUCAAGUUCAAAUCUGGGAAGAAGUUUAUUGGAGAGUCUUUGGAUGAUAGAAAUAAGAAGAGGGAUGCUUUGCACACUAUAUUUUUGGUUGGUAGAGAAGAUGAAAGAGAUGAUAAGAAAAGGAGGGCUGAGUAUAUUCUUAGACAGUCUAUGGAGAAUCGACAAGAACUCACUCUUUUGUAGGUUCUGAGGCUGAAGUUACGGGCUUUCCGAUGUUCUGGCCUGGUCGGCACCAAAUUGACCGGCUCAGUUCUACGGUGAGCUAAAGGUUUGGAUCAGAAAGAAAGAAGGGAAGUUAUACUUAGCUGAAAGUUCUCUAGUUCCAUGUUACACAUAUGGAGCUGCCUCAGAUAAGCACCUUAAAAAAAGCGUACAAUCAAAAUUGAAAAGCCCAAAAUGGUCAACACAAAUACAUUUAUACAAGCACAAGAAAGAAAUCUGUUUGCCUCAACAUGCAUUGAAGCACCUUGCUGGAAUUGAGUGUGACUCAAUCUGAUAGGUGAGGGAGAAAUGAUCACAAUCGUGGAAGAACGACUUUGUUGCUGCCUAAUGGUGUAGCUGAACAGUUUAAUGCUGUUCCAGGCCGGUGAUAAACUUAAGAGCAAAUACUUCAGUGCCCCAAACACAAUGGAGUCACCUUAGUGAAGUCAGAGUGAGUACUCUUAUAGGAAAUUGUUUACCCUAAAAAGGCUUCCUGAGAAGACUGUAGAGAAGCAUAGAACUGACAGUGAUCAGGAAUGAUUUUCCUUUUUGUUUAUGGAGAACCAAGCUACUCUCAAACAACAUAUGGGAAGGUUGACAGAAAGCUUUAUCACUUCCUUGAGCUAACUUUCCUCUUGGAGAAUUACAUACAGAUCCAUAUAUUGUGUUUGCAAUACUAAUGCUAUGUUUGGUUCCAUGUUCAGAUCCCUCAUACGUGUGUUUAGGAUCUUGUAAUGUGAUUUGAUGGUAAAGAAUGAUGUUUGGCUUUUCACAAAGAUGAAUUGAUUUUGGACUUGUAUGCCCGUUAACCUGAAGCUUUAACUACUAGCUUCUGUGGUCAGACAAAAUCAAUUCUCAACUAUAUACAUAGUAGAGUUGGAGAUUACUUUCUGUUCAUUCAUCUCAAAAAGUAUUGGUGGAAUAUUGUUUUGUGAUAUAAUUCUAAUAUUAUUUUUUCGAUUAGAUUCAGUUUUUAUAAUAGAAUUCUUAUAGGCCUAAA
Messenger RNA from Medicago truncatula (barrel medic), 2122 nucleotides. RefSeq names its product transcription initiation factor TFIID subunit 8. The transcript has 2 exons. NCBI's taxonomy places the organism in Eukaryota, Viridiplantae, Streptophyta, Magnoliopsida, Fabales, Fabaceae. The record is from RefSeq and is a predicted model, not a curated record. The coding region runs from base 40 to 1104 and encodes 354 amino acids. Gene Ontology annotation, molecular function: protein heterodimerization activity. Gene Ontology annotation, cellular component: transcription factor TFIID complex.